AUGGCCACGGAUGCUACCACCGGAAUCAAGGCAAUGCAAGGACAAUGGGAGGACAUUUCCGUCUAUAGAUUCGAGAUUCGCGAGCACAUGAUUAUGGCAUUCGAGGGUGCUUCGUGCAGCAUCUCGGAUGUCAAUGGCCAGCACCAAGCUAGUUUCGCGAGCAAGGAUGCGCUGGUACUUCGGGAGGUUCGACCUGGGGAUAAGUGUUAUGUCCAGAGGGGUCGCGCUUGCUUGUUCGAGGCACCUGCAGAGACGCCAGGGUAG
Aspergillus nidulans FGSC A4 is the source of this 264-nucleotide messenger RNA. RefSeq lists its product as uncharacterized. The coding region runs from base 1 to 264 and encodes 87 amino acids. NCBI's taxonomy places the organism in Eukaryota, Fungi, Ascomycota, Eurotiomycetes, Eurotiales, Aspergillaceae. The record is from RefSeq and is a predicted model, not a curated record. The transcript has 2 exons.